Messenger RNA from Bradysia coprophila, 2361 nucleotides. Its product is annotated as NHL repeat-containing protein 2. Gene Ontology annotation, molecular function: protein binding. NCBI's taxonomy places the organism in Eukaryota, Metazoa, Arthropoda, Insecta, Diptera, Sciaridae. The record is from RefSeq and is a predicted model, not a curated record.
AAAAGUGACAUGAAUGAGAUCAUUUCCAAAAGCAAAACAAAUCUCGGUUUUCAAUAUUUAUGUUGAGUUUUUUCAAAAAACUAUUUGACGCAAGCAUGGACGACGAUAAAAGUGACUAUGAUAUGAUCGAUCUGUUGGCAUACGAGUGUAAUUUAUUGAACGAAGCGUUGUCGCAUGAAAAUCUAACAAGUGACGAACAAAAUGAAAUCCUGAUCAACUACCUAAAACGGGCUGAUUCACAACACGAACCCAUCAAUGACUUUAAGGAAGAUUUGGACUGGUUUAAUGUCUUGGAGCCGCUGAACAGAGAUUUACUUAGCGGCAAAGUGGUGAUACUCGAUUUUUUCACCUACUGCUGCAUCAAUUGCAUGCAUAUUCUACCCGAUUUAAAGAAAAUUGAGGAUUCGUAUUCGGUGGAAGAUGGUUUGGUGGUGAUAGGUGUUCAUUCGGCCAAGUUUGACAACGAGAAAGACUCGGCCAAUAUUUUGUCAGCAGUUCAACGGUACAACAUAACCCAUCCAGUUGUGAACGACAAUCAUCAGUCGAUGUGGAUUGACUUGAAAGUGGUUUGCUGGCCAACUUUAAUUAUUUUAGGUCCAAGAGGUAAUCCACUCUUUGUGACGAUGGGUGAAGGAAAUUUCGAAACUUUGGAAAAGUAUGUUGCGACUACAAUGAAAUUCUACAAAGAUCAAAAUGCCAUCAAGAACCACCAAUUGCCUUUGAAUCCUGCAGCUGAUUUAUUGACACCGAAUUCAAAUUUAAAAUUCCCUGGUAAAAUAGCCUGCUCCAAGUCUAAUGCAAAUGAUGAAACACCUGAACUGUACGCAAUAUCCGAUUCGGGAAAUCAUCGAGUCAUUAUUGUGUCAGCUGCCGGAGAAGUUUUACACAAAAUUGGCGGAAAGCAGCCGGGCUUUGUGGAUGGAGAUUUGCUAUCAGCUAAGUUCAACUCACCGCAAGGAGUGUCAUUUCUCAGUGAAAAUAUUUUAUUCGUUGCUGAUACGGAAAAUCAUGCUGUACGGCGAAUCGACCUAAAAGGAAAAUCAGUUUCAACUAUUGCUGGUAUUGGGGUGCAAGGAAAUGAUCGCGUUGGUGGUAAAAUCGGAACUGAACAGGAAAUAUCAUCUCCAUGGGAUGUUGCAGUCUACAAAACACGCGACAUGGACAUGUCAUUUCAUUUGGACGACGAAUCAAUUGCAAAAAAGGAUAUUGUUCUGGUCGCUGCAGCUGGCACCCAUCAAAUUUGGGCCGUUUGUAUUGAUGACGUGAUAUGGUGGAAGUUUAAAAAAUAUUCAGCUGGCACUGUAGUCGUGAUCGCUGGGAAUGGCGCUGAGGAGAAUCGAAACAAUUCGUAUCCACACAAUGCCGCAUUUGCCCAACCUUCAGGGUUAAGCAUUGGUGGUGCUGAUGAAAUGUUUAUUGCCGACAGUGAGAGUUCAUGCAUACGAAAGCUAUCUUUAGUGGACGGUAAAGUGCUGGCAGUAGCAGGUGGCGAUCGAAAUCCUAGAAAUCUGUUCGCAUUCGGCGACGUUGACGGAAAGGGUGUGGCUGCCAAACUGCAACAUCCAUUGGGAGUGUGCUUCAGUUCGAAGGAAAAUCUUGUGUAUGUUGCAGACACCUACAAUCACAAAAUAAAACGAAUUGACGUGACAUCGAAUCACUGCGAGACAUGUAACAUUGUGGAAGAAUCGAAAGAUGUGAUGGUUUUCAACGAACCGGGUGGAUUAUGUCUGAAUCCGACUGGGGAUUUUUUGUACGUGGCCAACACCAACAACCAUUCGAUUGAACUGGUUGACUUGAAAACAAUGAUUUCCAAACCGUGGAAAAUUAACUUCAACACAAACUCAGUGCCUAAACCUAAUGUUGAUGAACAAAUCAUCAAAGCAGCGAAAGACUUGAAACUGAAAACACGAGGUGGUGACAUCUCAUUCACUGUUUCGUUUCAUUUAUCAUCCGGGAUUUGUUUUACAACCGGAGCUCCGCAGAAAUGGUCAAUUAAGCCAUUGAAUGAACGAUGGUCGAUUAAAAAUGGCAACGGUUCGCAAUUCGAACCUAAUCAGCCUCUGUAUUUAGAAUUUGAAGUAGCAUCUGGAUGCUUAUCUGACAACAUAAUUGUAUCGUUUCAACUAAACCUGUGCGCAGCAGACGUAUGCUUUUCGAAGCGAUUUGCUCUACAAAUUCCCGUCACAUUUGAUGAUGAAGAUGGACUAGAUUCGGUUAACAAAAAUUUUGUUAUCAACGUCUCGCGUGAUUAUGUGCGGCUGCAAUGAAAUGGCAGUGGUUUAAGUGAAGUAGAGCCUAAUGGUUUCUUUUCGUGAUGUUUGUUAAAUUUGUCAGAGGCUCAAAUAAAUUUUUUAAAUUCAA